This is a messenger RNA of Tachysurus fulvidraco (yellow catfish), 1570 nucleotides long. RefSeq names its product chromosome 22 C5orf22 homolog (gene c22h5orf22). The record is from RefSeq and is a predicted model, not a curated record. The transcript is spliced from 9 exons. NCBI's taxonomy places the organism in Eukaryota, Metazoa, Chordata, Actinopteri, Siluriformes, Bagridae. The coding region runs from base 125 to 1408 and encodes 427 amino acids.
CGGUUCCCGGCCGGUACUUACACGCCGCUGCACAGUGCGUCUUUAAUAACGUUCCGCUUUCAACUAUUAGCAACUAGCAUAACUACUUCAAUAUAUCUGACCAUUUAUUUUAUAAAUAAGCUAAAUGAAAACAGCGCAGGUGAAACGCACUUACUCUAAAAUCCCGGUGUGGAUUGUAGAAGAUCAUCAUGAGGUUGUGCAACACAUCUACCGUGCCAUCGGCUCUCGGCACAUCCCCAUGACGGAGGUGAAGAUGGUUCACUUUGACUCGCACCCUGACCUGCUCAUCCCUGUCAGCAUGUCUGCUCACACCGUAUUUGAUAAAGAGGCUCUGUUCAGUGAGCUAAGCAUUGAGAACUGGAUUAUGCCGAUGGUGUAUGCUGGACACGUGUCCUAUGUUGCCUGGCUCCAUCCUUACUGGGCUCAGCAGAUCCGAGAGGGCGAGCAUGAGAUGUGUGUGGGAAGGGACGCAUCCACAAACACCAUCAGAGUCUCCAGCACGGAUGACUACUUCCUGAGCGACGCUCUUUACGUUCCAGCCGAGCAGCUCCAAGACGGGAAGCCCUUCCACCUGAGCGUCAUCCGUGUGGAUCCCGUGCAGGCGUCAGAGAGGAACCAGGAUAAAAAUGAGCAGGACACUGCCAAGAAAUCCAAACUGGACCCUCAGCCUGGCUGCAGCAGGUCGUGUGCUGGCAUGUCACAGCCAGCAGAUGGCAGCAGCAGUCCAUCAGAGAUGCCAAGUGUGUUGAAAGCCACCGCUUCAGCUAUGAACAGCCUACUGAGUGUGCUCAAGCAAGACGAGUCCUACAUCCUCGAUAUCGACCUAGAUUUCUUCUCCUGUAAGAACCCCUUCAAGGAAAUGUACACACAGGAAGAGUACUCCAUUCUGCAGGAGCUGUACAGUUUCGAGAGGCCACAAGUGGAUGCGGACGAGGAGACGCUGUGCGAGUGUGUGGAGAGAAGAACACGCCAGCUCGAGGAUCUGGAGGUCGCCUUCGCUGAGCUGCUGGAGGAUGAUGGCGAGCUCACCGUGGAGCGCUUAGCAGAUAAGCCUGGAAUGAAAUCUCUGGUUAAACUCGUCUGCAGCCUGAAGAGUCGUAACGAAUCUCCAGACUAUGAAAUGGUCCACCAGACCGGUCUGACCUGUGAUUACUCUGAGCUUCCUCACCACGUCAGCAGUGAUGCAGAGAUCCAGCAGCUGAUGCUCGCUGUGCGCUUCGUCCUGCAGCCGUUACCCAAACCCACCCUCGUCACCAUGUCCAGGUCGAGUUUAGAUGAAUAUUGUCCUCCUGAUCAGGUCGACUCCAUCCAGAGCAGCGUGCUGAACAUUCUAGAAGAUCUUUUUGGUUCUUUAGAAGUCCAUAAGGAUUACGAAGAAGCUUCUGGAGAAAACAAACUGCAGUCCUGAUGAUGAUCAGCUUUAGUGCACUUCUGGGAUUCAUCAACCAGUAUGAGCAGUGUGUGUGUGUGUGUGUGUGUGUGUGUGUGUGUGUGUGUGUGUGUGUGUGUGUGUGUGUGUGUGUGUGUGUGUGUGUGUGUGUGUGUGUGUGUGUGAGAGUGUGUGAGUGAG